GCCGCCGCCGCCGCCGCCGCCCCGGCCGCCCCCCCCAACGCCCCGGGGCCGGGCGCGGGCCCCGCUCCGCCGCAGGGGCCGCCGCUCCCUGCGCAGGCCGCGGCGCAGGCGCAGGACGUGGACCCGGGGCAGCGGCUGCGGGUGCUGCUGCCGCAGCUCAAGGAGAGCCUCGCGACCCUGAUGAAGGUGGCGGCGCAGAACCUGGUGCAGAACUCCAGCAUCGACAAUGGGCAGAAGAGCGCCGAGGGGCCGCUGCAGCGCUUUGACAAGAGCCUGGAGGAGUUCUAUGCCCUGUGCGACCAACUGGAGCUGUGCCUGCGCCUGGCCCACGAGUGCCUCUCGCAGAGCUUCGACAGCGCCAAGCACGCACCGGGGCUGGUGCCAGCAGCACCCAAGGGGGAGGGGGGCCCCGGGGAGCCGCUGCCCUACACCCAGUACCUGCCCCUCAUCAAGGCCCAGAUUGCGGGUGCCAAGGACAUCCACAACGCACUGCUGGAGGGGGCCAACAAGAUCACUGGGAAGCUGCCCCCCCCAGGGGGGCCCUGAGCGAUGGGGGUGGAUCCCCAC
This is a messenger RNA of Pezoporus flaviventris, 567 nucleotides long. RefSeq names its product mediator complex subunit 29 (gene MED29). The record is from RefSeq and is a predicted model, not a curated record. The transcript is spliced from 4 exons. The annotation marks the transcript as partial. Gene Ontology annotation, cellular component: mediator complex. Gene Ontology annotation, molecular function: transcription coregulator activity; transcription factor binding. Gene Ontology annotation, biological process: regulation of transcription by RNA polymerase II. Lineage: Eukaryota; Metazoa; Chordata; Aves; Psittaciformes; Psittacidae.